CUGAUGUGUACUGAUCAGAUGUGCGCGCACUUGGUCAGCGUUCGCUGUGUGAGCACGUCAGUGAAGCUGUAUCGGGGCUUCGCUACGCUAUGCCUCCAGGUCACGGCGUAAGACUAUCUUACACCGUGCUCUCGGUUGAGCGCAGCGUUGCUGGCGCGCUGUUGACUCUGUCGUAGUUUCCGACAGUAUGUAGUUUCGUCCGUAUCGUCGUGACUUGCGAUCGCCGCUAAGGAUACAGGGUGCGAUCGGCAAGAUCUCGUCGCGGGCAGGAGCUACACGGCUGAAUAGUAAUAAUAGAACACUUCGCGAGCGUCACCUUAAAAGAAAGAAGAAAGCUGCCGGCAGGCCACUUGGACGGCGUGUCAACUGUUCGAUUCGCGCGAAGUUUUUGACGUUUCUUGGCGGAAGCCCGAUAUCGCGAGAUAUCGUGUUCUUCGAUUGCUCGCCGCAAGCGUUGUUCCACAGUCGCAAUGGCUUGCGCUGAGAUGGGACCGCUGAAGACGCUGGACGAACUCCUCAAUUUCAAGGAACCCUUGAUUCUGUGCUCCGUAGAACCACUCAGAGAUGUGAAGCGGGGACUGCCGUGCGACCCGAAAAUUCUCUUCUGCCACGACAUGAUGGGCGGCUACCACGAGGACAGGUUUGUCUAUGGCUGCAGCAGCCAAAACUGCUACCGGUUCCAUCACUGGCAGAUGAUCGACAGCUUCGUCUAUUUCUCCCACUACCUGGUUACGAUCCCACCUCCAGGAUGGAUCUCCGCUGGACAUAAGCAUGGCGUCAAAGUGUUGGGUACCUUUAUUGUGGAGGCCGACCCUGGCACUAAGGUUCUCAACGAAAUUAGGGAGGGCAAGUUGACGUCUAAGGUUGCCUCUCAGCUCGCCCUCGUUGCCGCCGCUCACAACUUUGACGGGUGGCUCAUCAACAUUGAGAGCAAGAUGGAUGACAGCAGCGGCCCGUUCCUCAAGGAGUUCCUCGAGGCCAUAACCUCGGAGACGCACCGAGCUGUGCCCGGAUCGCUCGUCAUAUGGUACGACAGCAUCCUGCUGGACGGGAAGCUGGACUGGCAGAAUGAGCUCAACGACAAGAACUCGUGCUUCUUUGACCUCUGUGACGGCAUCUUCCUCAACUACGGUUGGACUGAGGAGAUGCUUCAGAAGUCGGCGAACCUUGCGGGGGGACGUAGGAGCGACGUCUACGUCGGCAUUGACGUGUUUGCGCGGAACACGAACUACACUGGCGGCUACGAAACGUACAAAGCAGUCAAACAAGCUCGUCAACACGGGCUGUCGUCGGCCAUAUUUGCUGCCGGUUGGGUUUAUGAGACACAGGAAAGGUCAAAGUUUGCGGAACACCAGUACCGGUUUUGGAACUUCCCCAGGCAUUGCCGUUCGGAGUGGCGCCUGAGCACACUGCCCCUGUGCACCAGUUUCUGCCAGGGAUUCGGCAAGAACCUGUACAAAGCGGGGAAGCUGGUGCAGAGAGGGUCGUGGUUUAACCUGUCCGAGCAACAGCUGCAGCCUUGGGACCAGGGUCGCUCACUGUGUGGUGGUUGUGGAGCGGCCGUUGCAUGUACGGACUAUGCAUACAACGGCGGCAGCUGUCUUCUCCUGCGCUUCGCUCCAAGUGCCGAUAAACCAGACGUGAAACCUUACUUCAGAUUGUUUGCCUGCGACCUUCCUCUGGGCUCUUUGAGCAUCAGCUACACGUUCUCCCGGGACGUCAACCCCACGAUUGGCGUCGACAUCGUGCUCGUCUUGAAGGUCCAGGCAUCGUCGGGCGAGAAGGAACGACUGACACUGGGCGUCAUCAUCUCGACGCCCGACGAUAAACGUUACGAAGCCAAACUUGUCCUUUCGGAUGCGCCUGCUCCCGUGAGCUCUGUCGACAGCAACUGUGCUUGGCAGACUAGAAAGUACCUCGUGAAAGAUUUGCAGACCGACCGAGGUGCCACUCUCAGAGAGGUCGGCGUCUCCUUCUUGUUCCACGAGCCGACCGUCGGCGGUAGGUGCCUCUUGGGAGAACUUAUCCUGAAAAGGCCGAACGAUGAAUCCGAGUGUGUGACCGCAAAGAACAGCUCUGGCAGUGAAGGCUUGGAAGACUCUGUACUUGACGUCGGGGCGCCGAGCGAUGCUGCAGAGCCGCAUGCGAAGCGUCAGCGAGUCUAGGACGGCGAGACUUAAAAACAGUUCUCCCGAUGCAGUGGCCUUGGAUGCCAAUAAUUCCGGCACGCUCGAUGACACGCAAGAUGAAGUUAUAGAUUAAAUAAGUCGCAAGCUGCUCACCCA
Messenger RNA from Rhipicephalus microplus (southern cattle tick), 2285 nucleotides. Its product is annotated as cytosolic endo-beta-N-acetylglucosaminidase. Gene Ontology annotation, biological process: protein deglycosylation. Lineage: Eukaryota; Metazoa; Arthropoda; Arachnida; Ixodida; Ixodidae. The record is from RefSeq and is a predicted model, not a curated record. Gene Ontology annotation, cellular component: cytoplasm. Gene Ontology annotation, molecular function: mannosyl-glycoprotein endo-beta-N-acetylglucosaminidase activity.